Moneuplotes crassus is the source of this 309-nucleotide messenger RNA. Lineage: Eukaryota; Ciliophora; Spirotrichea; Euplotida; Euplotidae. The record is from the annotation of a GenBank genome assembly.
UAUAAAAUGGAUGACUGAUUUGACUGGGAAAAGGAAUUUGCAGAGUAUAAGAACGGAGUAGCUGGAGUUUGUUAUGUAAAUUCCCUGGAAAUCACAGCUCAAACCGAUACUUCUUGUAGCGUUGAUUUGGAAACCUUAGAGGGAGAUGUUUACAAAAUAAACUGGGAAAUCACAAAAGGGGGUCAAAUAGUUGAUCCUGAAGGACAAGAGGAAAGGAGAUAUGAAGAUAUCAAUCAAUUGUUAAAUGACAUCUCUCCUGAGUAUAGGAAAGCAUUUGAGAAAGCAUUCCUUGCAAAGUUCAAUAUGUAA